This is a messenger RNA of Paramisgurnus dabryanus, 1167 nucleotides long. RefSeq names its product ribosomal protein SA (gene rpsa). The record is from RefSeq and is a predicted model, not a curated record. Gene Ontology annotation, molecular function: laminin receptor activity; structural constituent of ribosome. NCBI's taxonomy places the organism in Eukaryota, Metazoa, Chordata, Actinopteri, Cypriniformes, Cobitidae. Gene Ontology annotation, biological process: translation. Gene Ontology annotation, cellular component: ribosome; small ribosomal subunit.
ACACGGCCUAAGUACAACGAAUAAGAAAAUGCGGUGUGUGAUUGGCGGACUCCAGACUAUAUAAAUUACGUCAUUUCCUCAUCCCGCCCUCUUUUUGCCGUGAAGUGCAGAACUCCAUACGGCGUUGUCUCGUGCUUUUCCACUAAACUCGUAACGCAGGGAAAGUGGUCACGAUGUCCGGAGGUCUGGAUGUCCUUCAAAUGAAGGAGGAGGAUGUGCUGAAGUUUCUGGCUGCAGGAACCCAUCUGGGAGGAACCAACAUGGACUUCCAGAUGGAGCAGUACGUCUACAAGAGAAAGAGUGACGGCGUGUACAUCAUCAAUCUGAAAAAGACUUGGGAGAAACUCCUGCUGGCUGCUCGUGCUAUUGUUGCCAUUGAGAAUCCAGCUGACGUUUGUGUUAUCUCCUCCAGGAACACUGGCCAGAGAGCUGUGCUCAAGUUCGCCUCUGCCACUGGUGCCACCACCUUCGCUGGACGUUUCACUCCUGGAACCUUCACCAAUCAGAUUCAGGCUGCUUUCAGGGAGCCCCGCCUCCUGAUCGUGACCGAUCCUCGUGCCGACCAUCAGCCGCUGACUGAAGCCUCUUACGUCAACAUCCCAACCAUCGCCCUCUGCAACACAGACUCUCCUUUGAGAUACGUCGACAUUGCCAUUCCUUGCAACAACAAGGGUCACCACUCUACUGGUUUGAUGUGGUGGAUGUUGGCCAGAGAGGUUCUGAGGAUGAGGGGCACUAUCUCCAGGGAGCACCCAUGGGAGGUCAUGCCUGAUCUGUACUUCUACAGAGAUCCAGAGGAGAUUGAGAAGGAGGAGCUGGCUGCUGCAGAGAAGGCUGUUGGCAAGGAGGAGUUCCAGGGUGAAUGGUCCGCUCCCGUGGCUGAUUUCACUCAGCCUGAGGUUACCGACUGGUCUGAGGGUGUGCCCGUUCCAUCUGUGCCCAUCCAGCAGUUCCCAGCUGGCAUUGAACCUGCAGCUCCAGCUAAGGCUGCCCCUGCUGAGGUGUUUGCUGAGGACUGGAGCGCUCAGCCUGCCACAGAGGACUGGUCUGCUGCCCCCACAGCUCAGGCUGGAGAAUGGGGUGGCACCACUGCUGACUGGUCUUAAGUGAUGUUAACCAACAGUUCGGUGUGAUGACAUUGAAUAAAUAAAUCUGGUUGUUUAAAAA